Messenger RNA from Carlito syrichta (Philippine tarsier), 3806 nucleotides. RefSeq names its product sperm associated antigen 5 (gene SPAG5). The record is from RefSeq and is a predicted model, not a curated record. Lineage: Eukaryota; Metazoa; Chordata; Mammalia; Primates; Tarsiidae. Gene Ontology annotation, biological process: regulation of attachment of spindle microtubules to kinetochore; cell division. Bases 93 to 3674 code for a protein of 1193 amino acids. The transcript has 24 exons.
GAAGCGCGGAGCAUGUUCAAAUACAGACGGCGGGUGAACAUGGCGUCUCCGGUGCUGUCUGAGAGGUGAUCGGCCUGUCUUCUGUGUUGAAGAUGUGGCGGGUGAAAAAACUGAGCCUGUCGCCUUCGCCCCAACCGGGAAAACCGGCGAUGAGAACUCCUCUUCGAGAACUUAACCUGCAGCCCGGUGCCCUCGUCAACUCUGAAAAAAAGCCCCUUAUUUGUUCCUCGCUGACCCCAUCACUGUGCAAGCUGGGGCUGCAGGAAAGCAGCAACGACUCAUCUCCACUAGGGUUUGUAAAUGCCAAAAGGACAGACUCCCAUUCAGAACACUUCAAUCUUUCCUCAAAGUGGCUAGAAGCUUAUCAGCAUGAAUCAGAUGAGCAGCCUCUAGAUCCAGUUCCCCAAACCAGCUCUACUCCUGAGAUAUCUGAAGGGGGAAUAGACCUACUCGAUGAUUAUGUGGUUAAAACCAUGAUCCUUGUACCCUCUCCAGUUGGGCAGCAACAAGACAUUGCAUCUGAAUCCCAUUUAGAUACCAUGGCAGAGAUAACUAGCAUUUCUUUAGAUGAACCUUCGAAGCCAGGAGAUCUAGUGAGAAAGGAGAUAGCAACCUGCAUGGAAGAUGGGUUUUCAGAAGUUGCUACUGCUAUGUCUAAGAAGCCUACAUUUCAAGAUUCUCCAUUCUCUCUCUCGGAGUAUCCACCAAAUCCCUGUUCUGAGCAAAAACUGUACUACUCCAAGGAAAGCCUGAGGGACAGUAGGACUGAAGCUGUACUUAAAGACUUAGUACCUUCUGAAAGGAAUGCCUUCUUGCCCUCCUCCAUGCUCUGGCUUUCCCCUUCAGCUGCCUUGGUAACGGAGUUUCCUGUCAAUCACAUGGACCCAGAAGAGAAAAUUGCAGCACAUAAAGCUAUGGAGGAAAGAGAAAUGAGCUUUCCCACAACUCCUGAGGAGACUACAUUGGAAGAUCAAGCACUUGUCUCAAAUGUAGAGGAUAUUCUGGCCACAUGCCCGAUACUAAAUCCAAUAGAAAUGGAAUCUCAGGAAGCUCCAGGUCCAGCAGUUGAAGAUGUUGGUAGGAUUCUUGGCUCCGAAACAGAGCCUUGGAUGUCUCCACUGACCUGGCUGGAAAAAGGUGUAAAUACCUCAGUCAUGCUGGAAAAUCUCCGCCAAAGCUUAUCCCUUCCCUCUGUGCUUCGGGAUGCUGCAGCUGGCACUACUCCUUUCUCUACUUGCUCGGUGGGUACUUGGUUUACUCCCCCAGCACCACAGGAAAAGAAUACAAACACAUCCCAGACUGGCCCAGGCAGCACCAAGGACCGUAUUUCUGAGAGAGAGCACUUCCUUUGUGGCCGGCCUCCAGAUCUGACUGCCUUGUCUCGACAUGACUUGGAAGAUAACCUGCUGAGCUCUCUUGUCAUUCUAGAGGUUCUCUCCCACCAGCUUCAGGACUGGAAGAGCCGGCUGACUGUCCCUCACCUAGAAACUCAGGACAGUAGCACACAGACUGAUACCUCUUCCAUUGGGAUAACUAAGAAACUUCAGCAUCUCCAGGAGAACCAAGAAGUUGGACAGGCCCUGCUGCAGGCUAGGAAUGUCAUGCAGUCAUGGGUGCUAGUUUCUAAAGAGCUGAUAUCUUUGCUUCACCUAUCCCUGUUGCACUUAGAAGAGGAUAAAACUACUGUGUGUCAGGAGUCUCGGCAUGCAGAAACCUUGGUCUCCUGCUGUUUUGAUGUGCUAAAGAAAUUGAAGGCAAAGCUCCAGAGCCUCAAAGGAGAAAGGGAGGAGGCAAGGCACAGAGAGGAAAUGGCCCUCAGAGACAAGGAUGUGGCAGAGACAGUGUUGGAGGCUUUCUGUGCACAUGCCAGCCAGCGCAUCAGCCAGCUGGAACAGGACCAAGCAUCUGUGCGGGAAUUCAAAGGCCUUCUGAAGGAGGCCCAGACCCAACUGGUAGGGCUUCAUACAGAGAAAGAAGAGCUGGCUCAGCAGACAAUGAAUCUUUUUUCUACCUUGCAACAGGACUGGAAAUCCAUGCAACUGGAUUGUAUAACAUGGACAGCUUUGCUGAGUCGGUCUCGACAACUCACGGAGAAACUCACGGCCAGGAGCCGGCAGGCCCUGCAGGAACGUGGUGAUGCAAUUCAGGAAAAGCAGCAGGUUUCCAGGGAGCUGGAGCAAGUCUCUGCCCAUUUAGAGGACUGCAAAGGCCAGAUAGAACAAUUGGAGUUGGAAAACAGUCGCCUAGCAACAGAUCUCCGGGCUCAACUGCAGGUUCUGGCCAGCAUGGACAGCCAGCUAAAAGAGCUACAAGGUCAGCAUGCCCACUGUGCUCAGAACCUGGCCACGAAGGAUGAGUUGCUCCACCAGCUUACCCAAAGCAAUGAAGAGCAGGCUGCUCAAUGGCAAAAGGAAGAGAUGGUACUAAAACACAUACAGGCAGAGCUGCAGCAACAACAAGCUGUCCUGGCCAAAGAGGUGCGGGAUCUGAAGGAGACCCUGGAGUUUGCAGACCAGGAGAAUCAGGUUGCUCACCUGGAGCUGGGCCAGAUUGAGUAUAAGUUGAAAACUACGCUGGAAGAGCUCCGGGAGCGCAGCCUACAGUGUGAGAACCUCAAGGACACUGUAGAGAACCUAACGACUAAAUUGGCCAACAUCAUAGCAGAGAACCAGGAGCAAGACCUGAAGAAGACACGCCAGUAUUCUCAGCAGCUAGGGGAAGUGACUGAACAACUGCAGAGCCUGACCCUCUUCCUACAGACAAAAUUAAAAGAGAAGACUGAACAAGAGACCCUUCUGCUAAGCACAGCCUGUGCUUCCAUCCAGGAAUAUCCUCUGCCCAAUGACAGCACCUUCUUGGGAAGCAUCUUGACCGCAGUGACAGAUGAAGAGCCAGAAUUAGCUCCUGUGCCCUUGCUUGGAAGUGACAAGAGUGCUUUCACCCGAGUAGCAUCAAUGAUUUCCCUUCAGCCUACAGAGACCCCAGGCAUAGAGAAGCGCCUGGCAGAAAUGACUGCUGUGACUCUUGAGCUUCAGAGUGUUUGUUCCCUGCUGCAAGAGUCUAAAGAAGAAGCCAUUAGCACUCUGCAGCAAAAAAUUUGUGAUCUGCAGGCUAGGCUGCAGGCCCAGGAAGAAGAGCAUCAAGAAGCCCAGAAGGCAAAGGAAGCAGACAUAGAGAAGCUGAAUCAGGCCUUGUGCUUGCGCUACAAGAAUGAAAAGGAGCUCCAGGAAGUGAUACAGCAGCAGAACAAGAAGCUACUAGAGAAGAUAGACAAGAGUGGCGAGCUCAGGAGCCUUAAAGAGGAGGUGGCCCAACUCACCCGCUCAUUUCGGCGUGCGGAGACAGAGAAUAAAGUGCUCCAGGAGACCUUGGCAGGCCAGCUGGAUCCCAGCUGCCAGCCCAUGGCCACUAACUGGAUUGAGGAGAAAGUGUUGCUCUCCCAGGAGGUAGACAAGCUGAGGAUUAUGUUCCUGGAGAAGAAAAAUGAGAAGGAAAAACUUAUGAUCAAGUUCCAGAGCCAGAGAAACAUCUUAGAGGAGAACCUUCGGCUCUCUGAGAAGGAGUUAAAAAAACUAGAUGACAUUGUUCAGCAUAUUUAUAAGACUCUGCUGUCCAUCCCAGAGGUGGUGAGGGGUUGCAAGGAACUACAAGGAUUGCUGGAAUUUCUGAGUUAAUAAACGGAAAGCUGGAAUUUGCUUCACCCUUUUUUUUUUGACAGUACCCCCUUAGCCCAACAUCAAGACCAGUUGGCACAGGCCCAAUUAUGUUUAAUAUUAUUUAAAUAAAGUGUUUUUAAAUGUGUUUCU